GAAAUCGAAUGUAAUCUAAGAGCGCUUGCGAAAGCACUUCGUUGACCUUACUCUUCCAACCAACAGAGAACUGGUGGAGAUUGUCAACAAUUGCCACUGUUUUGGAUCAAGUAUAUUUCCAAAAUCUCAUGCCAUGAUUUGACAUUGUUGCAGCAUUAACGAGGAUAUUUUUGUGAUAUUCUACGAAGCCAGAGCUUGUGGAGUGUUUGAGAGUUCAUCGCUGAGAAAAUGGCGACUCUUCUCUACAACGACUCGAAAGCGCCUAUGCGCAAUGUCAGACGUGUGCAGUUCGGUGUUCUCAGUCCUGAUGAAAUGAGGCGAAAUUCUGUGACAGAGGGUGGAAUCCGCUACUCUGAGAUCAUGGAGGCCGGCAAGCCCAAGCUUGGUGGAUUGAUGGACCCAAGACAAGGUGCCAUUGAUAGAACAUCAAGAUGCCAGACUUGUGCCUGUAACCAAACAGAUUGUCCAGGUCACUUUGGUCACAUGGAGCUUGCCAAGGCAGUCUUUCAUAUUGGUUUCUUGACUAAAACCAUCAAGGUUUUGAGAUGCGUCUGUUUCUUCUGUUCAAAGCUCCUGGUUGAUGCGAACCAUCCAAAGAUCAAGGAGAUCCUCAUCAAGACGAAAGGGCAACCCAGAAAGCGUCUGCUUCACGUCUACACUGAAUGCCGUAAGAAGAAGAUGUGCGAGGGAGGAGAGGAGAUGGACCAGACCUUUGAUGCUAACCUCGCCCAGAGGGAGGGGGAAGAGAUGCCAGAAAAGAAAGUGAGUCAUGGAGGUUGCGGUCGCUACCAGCCUCAGAUCCGACGUAGCGGUCUGGACCUGAGCGCCGAAUGGAAACACGUGAAUGAAGACUCACAGGAGAAGAAGAUUGUCCUCACGGCCGAGCGGGUCCAUGAGAUCUUCAAGCGUAUCUCAGACGAGGAGUCCAUAGCUUUGGGAAUGGAUCCCAAGUUCACGCGUCCGGACUGGAUGAUCAUCACCGUGCUCCCUGUCCCACCCCUCUGUGUCAGGCCGGCUGUUGUCAUGUUCGGAUCAACUAGAAAUCAGGACGAUCUAACGCAUAAGUUGGCCGACAUCAUGAAGAUCAACAAUCAGCUGAAACGUAAUGAACAGAACGGAGCUGCGGCACACAUCAUUGCAGAAGACACAAGGAUGCUACAGUUCCAUGUAGCUACCAUCAUUGACAAUGAACUGCCAGGAUUGCCAAGGGCCAUGCAAAAGUCCGGCAGACCUCUCAAAUCCCUCAAGCAGCGUUUGAAGGCCAAGGAAGGUCGUAUUCGUGGUAACCUGAUGGGAAAGCGUGUGGACUUCUCGGCCCGUGCUGUCAUCACCCCUGAUCCCAACCUGAUGAUUGAUCAGGUGGGUGUGCCCAGGACCAUCGCUACCAACCUCACAUACCCAGAGAUAGUGACUCCAUUCAACAUUGCCAAACUGCAAGAGUUGGUGUCCAGGGGUCACAACCAGUACCCAGGUGCCAAGUACAUCAUCCGAGACAACGGAGAGAGGGUGGAUCUCCGCUUCCAUCCAAAACCCAGCGAUCUUCAUCUGCAGUGUGGAUACAAGGUCGAGAGGCAUUUGCGUGAUGAUGACGUGGUUAUCUUCAACCGUCAACCCACACUUCACAAAAUGUCCAUGAUGGGUCACAGAGUGAAGAUCUUGACAUGGUCAACCUUCCGUCUCAAUCUUAGUGUAACCACCCCUUACAACGCUGACUUUGACGGAGACGAGAUGAACCUUCACGUUCCCCAGUCCAUGGAGACCAGAGCCGAAGUCAGUGAGAUGAUCAUGGUAUCCCGUAACAUGAUCACACCUCAAUCUAACAGACCUGUCAUGGGUAUUGUGCAGGACUCGCUGUGUGCCAUCAGGAAGUUCACCAAGAGGGAUGUCUUCGUCACGAAGCCCAACGUGAUGAACCUUCUCCUUUUCCUGCCUAACUGGGAUGGUAAGAUCCCCAAGCCAGCCAUCCUGAAACCCAGACCUCUAUGGACCGGCAAGCAGCUCCUAACGUUGGUCAUCCCAGACAAUGUCAACGUGGUCAGGUUUCACAGUACUCACCCCGACGGAGAGGACAGAGGUCCGUACAAGUGGCUCUCCCCUGGAGACACAAAGGUGUACAUUGUGAAUGGAGAACUGAUCACUGGUAUCGUGUGUAAGAAGACCGUUGGCGCAUCGGGAGGUACACUGGGUCACAUCAUCUUCAUGGAGAGAGGUCACGAGAUUGCCAAGGAGUUCUACAGCGUCGUCCAGGUCCUUGUGAACAACUGGCUACUCCUGGAAGGUCACUCCAUUGGUAUUGGGGAUUGUAUCGCCGACGCCAGCACCUACGACGACAUCCAGAACACCAUCCGCAAAGCCAAGCAAGACGUGAUUGAAGUCAUCGAGAAGGCUCACAAUGAUGAACUGACUCCCACGCCAGGAAACUCACUCAGGCAGACCUUUGAGAACCAGGUGAACAGGCUGCUGAACGAAGCUCGUGACAAGACUGGUGGCAGUGCCCAGAAGAGUUUGUCUGAGUUCAACAACUUCAAGACUAUGGUGGUUGCUGGUUCCAAGGGAUCCAAGAUCAACAUCUCUCAGGUUAUUGCCUGUGUGGGUCAGCAGAACGUUGAGGGUAAGCGAAUCCCCUUUGGUUUCCGUCACCGCACCCUGCCUCACUUCAUCAAGGACGACUAUGGUCCAGAGAGCAGAGGCUUUGUAGAGAACUCCUACCUUGCCGGUCUAACGCCGUCCGAGAUGUUCUUCCACGCCAUGGGAGGGCGUGAAGGUCUCAUUGAUACUGCUGUCAAGACUGCUGAAACUGGUUACAUCCAGCGUCGUCUGAUCAAGGCUAUGGAGAGUGUCAUGGUACGCUACGAUGGCACCUGCAGGAACAGCAAUGAUCAGCUGGUACAGCUGAGGUACGGUGAGGACGGUCUGGACGGCACGUCGAUAGAGUUCCAGAACCUUGCCUCGCUCAAACCAUCCCACAAGGCCUUUGAGAAGAGGUUCAAGUUUGACUACAACAAUGAGAAGAUGUUGAGGCGUUGCUUCAAUGAGAAGAUCGUGAAGGAUGUGGUGGCCAACGCCCACGUCCAUCUGGAGCUUGAGAAGGAGUACGAUCAGCUGAAGGAAGACCGAGAAGUCCUCCGAAAGAUCUUCCCCAAGGGAGAAAGCAAGGUGGCUCUUCCAUGUAACUUGGAUCGUAUGAUCUGGAAUGCACAGCAGAUCUUCCAUAUCAACACAAGACUGCCGUCAGAGCUUCACCCCUCCUUUGUCUUAGAAGGUGUACGUGACUUGAAGAAGAAGCUGGUGAUUGUAAAGGGCGAGGAUGCUAUCAGCAGGCAAGCCCAGGAGAACGCUACCUACUUGAUGAACUGUCUCAUCCGCUCCACGCUGUCUUCCACCAGAGUAGCUCAGGAGCACAAGCUGUCUCCGGAAUCCUUUGAAUGGCUCCUAGGAGAAAUAGAGACCAGGUUCAACCAAUCUCUGGCUAUGGCAGGUGAGAUGGUGGGAGCCCUUGCUGCCCAGUCCCUGGGAGAACCUGCCACUCAGAUGACCCUCAACACCUUCCAUUUCGCCGGUGUGUCGGCCAAGAACGUAACCCUUGGUGUACCCCGUCUCAAGGAGAUCAUCAACAUCUCCAAGAAGCCCAGGACUCCAUCCCUGACGUGCUUCCUGCUAGGCAAGGCUGCUAGAGAUGCUGAGAGAGCUAAGGACAUCCUAUGUCGCCUGGAGCACACCACCCUCCGCAAAGUGACCGCCAACACGGCCAUCUACUAUGACCCCGAACCUCAGGGCACGGUUAUCGCCGAGGACCAGGACUGGGUCAACCUCUACUACAUGAUGCCGGACUUUGACCCCACCCGCAUCUCGCCCUGGCUCCUCAGGGUCGAGCUGGACCGGAAGAGGAUGACCGAUCGCAAGCUCAGCAUGGAGCAGAUCGCCGAGAAGAUCAACGCAGGGUUCGGGGAUGAUCUCAACUGCAUCUUCAACGACGACAACGCGGAGAAGCUCGUGCUGAGGAUACGUAUCAUGAAUAGCGAUGAGAACAAGUUCCAAGAUGAAGAGGAGCAGGUAGAUAAGAUGGAGGAUGACGUGUUCUUGAGGUGCAUUGAAUCUAACAUGCUGACGGACAUGACACUCCAAGGCAUUGAACAGAUCGCAAAGGUAUACAUGCAUCUGCCUCAGGUGGCCAACAAGAAACGUAUCAUCAUCACAGAGGAAGGAGAGUUCAAGCACAUCGCAGAGUGGAUCCUGGAGACGGACGGUACGGCUAUGAUGAAGGUCCUCAGCGACCCUGAAGUAGACCCUGUCAGGACGUUCUCCAACGACAUCUGUGAAAUCUUCCAGGUAUUGGGUAUUGAAGCUGUGCGUAAGUCUGUAGAGACUGAGAUGAACCAUGUGAUCUCCUUUGAUGGUUCCUAUGUGAACUAUCGUCACUUGGCCUUGCUGUGUGAUGUGAUGACUGCCAGGGGUCAUCUCAUGGCCAUCACCCGUCAUGGAAUCAACAGGCAGGAUGUCGGUGCCCUCAUGAGGUGUUCCUUUGAAGAGACGGUUGACAUUUUGAAUGACGCCGGUGCUCACGGAGAGACGGAUCACUUGAAGGGUGUGAGUGAGAACAUCAUGCUUGGCAAGCUAGCUGGCCUUGGCACGGGUUCCUUUGAUCUGCUGCUCGAUGCAGAGAAGUGCAAACACGGCAUGGAGAUCCCCAUGGGCAUGGGAGCAGGGCUAGUUGGUAUGCCUGGGAUGUUGUUUGGUGCCAUGGGCUCACCAUCACAGAGUAUGUCACCUCAGAUGACACCGUGGAACCAAGGAGCUACCCCAAUGCAUGGUGCAAGCUGGUCUCCAAUGAUGGGGAGCGGUAUGACUCCAGGAGGACCCGGAUUCAGUCCCGCAAACUCUGAGAGUACCGGUUUCAGUCCAGCUUACAGUCCAGCCUGGUCACCGCAACCUCAAUCUCCAGGCUCCCCAGCAAACAGUCCAUACAUUCCAUCCCCAGCUGGACCUAUGUCACCCAGCUACUCUCCAGCCUCACCUUCUUACCUACCGGCAUCACCAGCCACACCUCAGAGUCCUGGGUAUUCCCCUACGUCUCCGUCGUACUCCCCCACCAGCCCUGGGUACUCACCGGCUAGUCCGAGCUACUCACCAACCAGUCCAAGUUACUCACCGACAUCACCGAGUUACUCCCCAACGUCACCAAGCUAUAGUCCAACUAGUCCAAGCUAUAGUCCUACUAGCCCAAGCUAUAGUCCAACGUCUCCAAGCUACUCCCCAACUAGUCCAAGUUAUAGCCCAACUUCUCCUAGUUAUUCUCCGACUAGUCCAAGCUACAGCCCUACAAGUCCUAGCUAUUCGCCAACUAGUCCAUCUUACUCGCCUACGUCGCCAAGUUACAGCCCGACUUCGCCCAGCUAUUCCCCAACCAGCCCGUCGUACUCUCCGACAUCCCCAAGUUAUAGCCCGACAUCACCCAGCUAUUCGCCAACAAGCCCUAGCUAUUCACCAACUAGUCCCAGCUACUCUCCUAGUUCUCCCAAGUACUCUCCGACGAGCCCCUCGUACAGUCCAACCUCUCCCAGCUACUCGCCUCAGUCACCGAGUUACAGCCCUGGAUCACCGAGCUACUCCCCAUCCAGUCCCAAGUACUCUCCUACUAGUCCUUCCUACAGCCCCACUUCUCCCAGCUACAGCCCCACAUCGCCCAACUUCAGUCCAAGCAGCCCCACCUAUUCCCCUGCUAGCCCGAGCUACUCUCCAACGAGUCCUAAGUACUCGCCCUCCAGCCCCAAAUACUCUCCCACCAGCCCCACCUACUCACCGACAUCGCCCAAAUACAGCCCGGCGUCGCCCACAUACUCGCCUACCAGCCCCAAGUACAGUCCCAGCUCCCCCACCUACUCCCCUACCAGCCCCAAGGGCUCCACCUACUCCCCCACUUCACCCAGCUACUCGCCCACUUCUCCAUCCUAUAGUCCUACAAGCCCUGGCAUGGGUGAUGAUGAUGAAGAUUAGACUUAGUCAUGACACUCCUGGGUCCUGUUUCAUAAAACUUGAUAUCAAUAACAAGUUAAAAGCUAUUGUUAUAAGCUACUGAAAUCAUGGCAUCUGAUUGGCUGAGAUCAAAUUUGUCACAAAAAUUUAGCAGUUGGUAUAGAUAACAAGUUUUAUAAAACAGGCCCCUGAACCUCCUACAUGCUUUCCUGCGUGACGAAGCAGUUCAGUGUCUGAUACACACGUUGCCUUUGGAUGUCUCGCCCUAUGCUUGAAAAUGGACAAUGCUUAAUAGGUUCGUGCAUCUUUGACGAAUAUCCUUGUGCCAAGAGUUUGACUAUGAUUCUUUGUCCUGGUUGGCAUAAGAGAAUAAGAGCAAACUCAACUUUACUGUAUUUAAUGCUGUUGUUCAAUGCUUCUUCUUUUGAAUUUUCUCUUGAUAAAGAGGUUAUACUGUGAAGAAACAGGUUUUUAUAUUUGAUCAGGUGUGUGCUUUUUGCUAUUGUUACGAUGCUGAGAAACGUUAGGAAGGUCAGUAAUUGCUAUCCCCUUAUUCAUAAUGUCAUAUACUAAUUUUGAUGGAAAUCUGAUAUGCAAGUAUAGUUGAGGAUAAGCAUAUUGUAUACAUGUGUGAUUGAUGAAAAUCAUGAUUUUAACGUAAAAUAAAAUGAUGUGCAUGAAAUAUUGAGAGAAACCUAGAAUGCCUGUGUUGUCAACUUGUACUUUAUGACAAAAAUAUAUCCAUGUUGUUUAUGCCCAAGAGUAACUUACUAACUUUCAAUGAAAGUUCAUUUAUGUGAGGAGCUUAUAUUCAAUACAUGUAUUUGUAUCAAUGGGACUACAUACAUUUGAAAUUGUAUAAAAUCAGUUCACAACAAUUUAACCUGUUUUUACAGUUAAAAGAGGAAAAUGUCAUAACUCUUGUUUGUACAUUUCAUUGUGUAUUUACAUUUUUUGGAGUAUAACUUUCGAUUUUUCUGGGUGGGGAGGUAGGGGGGUAGACUUAAAACACAGCUUAGGAGGAAAAUAAGGAACACCAACAAAAAUCUUAAAAGCUUUAAAAAACAACAACGCUAUGCUGAUGUUUAUUAACUUCAUGUAGACUGUACAGUAUUAUACUCUUGUUCUCCAAGCAGUGUUACUCUAUGUGAUAGUUUAUCGCAAUGGAACAGUUUUCAUAAUUAUAAAUACAUGUGCUUUUCAAGACGCAUAAAUGAAAGUUCCUCAUUUCUUCAUGAUAUAUGUAGACUUUUAUGAUGUUUUCAGAAAAGGAGUGAUACUUUCUUGUCAAGUUUUGAAUCGGGUAUAUAUAUUUCAUGAACCCUGUAAACCUUUAGUUUUCAAGCCACAUUUCCAGCUGUGAUUGUGUGGUUACAACUGUAUGCAUACAUUUGCAACUAUUGAUUGAAUUCAUGGAUUGUGCCCUGAAAAGGUUGGAUCAAGUAUAAAAAAAAGAAGAAUAAUUUACAAAAAAUGACUGGAUUGACCAGAUAUGUUGAGUUUCACAACUGUCAUUUGUGUAGUGGUGGUUAUUUUACCUGACUGCUAAGAAAGCAUAAAUGCUUGUUUGUAAGCAACCAGAGGACCGACAGCUUUAGGUCCUCUCCGAAAGACCUGGUCAUGAGUAAAUGCCUUGCCAAAGAACACUAGCGCAUCGCCUUGGUUUUGAACAUGGGUCACCGGAUUACAAGGCCACUGCUCUACCAACUGAGCUAUCGCGCCUCCUUUGUUUUUAUUGUAUAAAUGACUUCUGUUAAACCAAUUACUAGUA
Messenger RNA from Strongylocentrotus purpuratus (purple sea urchin), 7744 nucleotides. RefSeq names its product DNA-directed RNA polymerase II subunit RPB1-like. Lineage: Eukaryota; Metazoa; Echinodermata; Echinoidea; Camarodonta; Strongylocentrotidae. Gene Ontology annotation, cellular component: RNA polymerase II, core complex. The record is from RefSeq and is a predicted model, not a curated record. The transcript is spliced from 27 exons. Gene Ontology annotation, biological process: transcription by RNA polymerase II. Bases 229 to 5994 code for a protein of 1921 amino acids. Gene Ontology annotation, molecular function: DNA binding.